Volvox carteri f. nagariensis is the source of this 2295-nucleotide messenger RNA. RefSeq lists its product as uncharacterized. Gene Ontology annotation, molecular function: protein binding; DNA binding. Gene Ontology annotation, biological process: regulation of DNA damage checkpoint. The record is from RefSeq and is a predicted model, not a curated record. Gene Ontology annotation, cellular component: nucleus. NCBI's taxonomy places the organism in Eukaryota, Viridiplantae, Chlorophyta, Chlorophyceae, Chlamydomonadales, Volvocaceae. Bases 1 to 2295 code for a protein of 764 amino acids. The transcript has 15 exons.
AUGGUGCUGCAGCUCAAUGUCGAAAGGACAGCGACAAAAACAAGCUGUGCGACAUCAGGCGCGCCUUUGCGGGCUGGCACGGGCGUUGUAAGGCUCAUAUCAACGUGUGGAGGUGCUCAAUGGCUGCAGCCCGUGAUACGGGCUGUUGGGCCCGACGCAGCGGCGGCGGCGCUGGCAGCGAUGCCAGGCCUGACGGACCUCAGCGGACGGCAGCAGGAGGAGGUUCGUAGGACGCUUCAGGCAGCGGCUGUAGCGGCGGCGGCGGCGACGGCAGUAGCAGAUGGUACGGCCGACUCGGGGAGCCCUGGCGACACUGGCAGGGUGGAUGGCGCCGGUGACGAUGACGAUGACGACGAAGACAACGCCGUCGAGGUAGCAGAGAAGGUGGUGGCCCGGCGGCAGUUGCCGCUGCGCGGCAGCCGCACCACGACAGUUAAUGCUGCGGACGCAAAACCACAGGUGCGGAAGGAGGUUGGAAAGGCGGCGGCGGACGAUUCAGAGGUCGAUCUGGACAAGGAACGCGCGGAGAUCAUGGAACGGAAUCGUCGGAAACUUCUGGAAUUGCAGCUGCCCGGCUUGGUUUCGGGGCUGGCGGCGACACGAGGGCAUGCUGGCGGCGGCGCCCGGCGUGAAGCGAGCCAGCGGGGCGUCGGCGCCAAGAGGAGUCGAGAGAGGUCGCAGGAGCCGCAGCCGCUGCGGAUGUCGCUGCGGCAACGCGGCGUGGCGGCCGAGCUGGCGGCAGGAAUCGAACACGAGAGGUCGACGGGUGUGCUGCUGGCGGGGGGCCCGCUGGCGGCGGAGGCGGAGGGGAACCUGCCUUUUCGAAGUGGCAACGGCGACGAAGAGACGGAUGCGGCGUUCCUAGCCGUACUGAAGGAACGUGCCAUGACCGCCACUAGUAGUACGACUGCUGCUGCUGCAGCCGCGGGUGCCGCUAGAAGGGUUGCAGCAGCAGCAGCAGCAGCGGGAGGAGGAGCAGGAGGAGGAAGACCGCCCGGAGCGGUCCUAAGCGGGAUUCAUUUGGUGGAACGCGAUGUUGCCAAAGUGACCAAGGAUGGUGUCACACAUCUGGCCUGGUUGCCAGAUAGCGAUCGGCUGACGCUGGCGGCCGCAGACAAGUCCGGCAAGGUGUCGCUGUGGGACGUCGACGUGGAGGCGGGCGGUCCGGCGGAGAAAACAGCUGGCAUUCUCAUGUUCCAGCCCCACUCCGAGUAUGUGUCCGGGCUUCGCUGGCUUGGUCGGGACGCGGCCGUGGGCCCAUGUCGCCUCAUCACCACCUCGUACGACGGGUCCGUCAGGGCCCUUGACCUGGGCGGCUCGGGCAUGUGGGUGGAGCUACCUGCACCGGGUGACCCGCGGAGUCGUGAGUUCAGUGCUCUGGACGUCUCUUCCGACGGCCGAACGGCGUACCUGGGGGAUCCGCAGGGGAAUCUGGAUCUCGUGGAUCUGCGCGCGCCGCCGCCACGGCGGGAGCGGUCGUCGGAUCCGGCAGCGACGUCUGUGGGGCCUCUAGGUGGUUUGCAGAUAAGCCAGCGGAAAAUCAAUUCGGUGCAUUUGGAGCCUUUCCGCGAGAUCCUCCUGGCAUCCACUUCGUCUGAUGGUUCCAUAUGCAUCUGGGAUGUACGGAAGGUUUCUCACAAGCCGCUCAGUGUGCUCCACCACGCCAGGAGCUGCCAUUCGGCGUACUGGGCGCACGACGGUUCCACGGUCCUUUCAAUUCCCCAUAAUAAUCAGACGGGAAGAUGGAUCACGCCGUUCAGGGCCGUAUGGAACGCUGCCUGUGAUGCCGUACUGGUCGGCAACAUGAGUCGCGGUGUGGAUAUCUUUGGCGGUCUGGGCGCGGUUGUGGUUGGGGCAGCUGCGGCCGUGAAGAACAACGUUGACAGCUCCGAAGUGGAGGCGGAGGCGGAUACAGAUGGUGACGAUGUCGAUGACCCCGACCAGAAGCUACGCGGCCGCGCCAAGACCUCGAAGAGGAAGGCCGCUGGCAAAGCGAGUGCGACGGCGGCGGCGGUUAAGGCCGGAGGCGGCGGCGAUGAUCCGUUGCAGGUGCAGUUCUUGCACACCCUGACCUCGGAGUACAUGACGGCCAUCCCCAGCCGCUUAGCUUGCCACCCGACGAUGCCUGUGGUGGUGGCAGCGACCUGCAGCGGCCGCUGCCACGUCUGGAGCGCAAGGGUCGGGAGCACACAGCACAAGUCGGUUAGUCUUGUGUGCUCCCGACCCCGACUCAGACUGCCAAAACUCUACGCAGCCACUCUGCAGCAACUCCAUCCGGGGAUGGCGCUGCAGUGA